AUGCCACUUAUGGGUAACCCUUCACUCGCAGCUGUAUUGUAUGGUCCUUCAGUAACCUUCAAUGUCAAUGCAGUCACUCAAACUGUCGCCGCGGUGACUCCAAUAGCAACAGGAAGUGUUGUGAAUAUGACGGAAGUCGUUGAAGAGCAAAAAGCUGAUCAAAUGGGGAUGGACAGUACAAUGCCCCGUAAUCUCUAUUUGGCAUUCGCUGGUUUACUCUUACUAUGUAUGAUCAUCUCCCAUCCUCGAUUCCUAGCUCGAUUAUUCGCUUCUCUUCAUUCAUCUUCCAAAACACAGAAAGACACUUCUGUAAAAGUUUAUCCUUACACUCCUGAAUCACUGAAAGCUUUGCAUGUCAAACGGACUCCUGGAGGAGGUGAUUUGAAAAAAGGUUGGUUAUUAAGGAAAGGACAAGAUAAACAAAUACAACUUCAGUCACCACUUAAUACACCUUCAUCUGUUCAUUCAAAAACAGAUUAUUUCGCUUCUCCUGUCUCCGAAAAAGCACUCUCACCUAUAAAUAUCAACGUUCCUAGUAUUUCGUCAACAACUUCAUCUCCUCCAACUUUUUAUCCUCCUCCACAUAUGGUACCAUUGCUUCAUAAUCUACCAUUCCAAUCGACUCUACUCUUGACCCCAUUCUCUCGUCUGCCAAGUCACCUUAAAUCAUACCUCACUCUUCCCCAGUUAUACAUCAUAACGGGAUACCUCAUCCUUACUGCUUUUGCACUAGUAUGGAAAUCUGAUUUAUCACCGCAAACAAAGGACAAAGGCUAUGGAGCAGAUUGGAUGAGAUCAGGCUUAGUAGCGACGUGCCAAAUACCGUUGGUUAUAGCUUUGGGAGUACGAGGGAAUAUCAUUGGUCUCUGCGUCGGAAAGGGUUAUGAGAGAUUGAAGGUUUAUCAUAAGAUAGUGGGAAGGGUAGUCUUUCUCGCAAGCACAGUGCAUGCUGCCGCAUAUAUGUACAAAUGGACGGUCGCAGGAAAAUUUUCGACUUACGCUGCUAAACCCUUUGCUAUGUACGGUCUUCUUGCGUAUUUCGCUUUGGUCCUGAUCGUGAUCACAUCCUUACCUUGGGUCAGGAAAGCUUGGCACGGUAUCUUCGAGAUAUGCCACUUCGUUGGAAUCGCGGGUCUGCUGGUUGGUCUUGCUCUCCAUGUUCCAGUUGCUAUUCCAUUCUGCAUUGCAGCAGCGAUCAUCUACCUCAUUUCCAUACUCUGUUCCUUGACAAAGACUCGACUAGCUCAUGCUGAGCUUCAUGCUCUGCCUGGCGCUGCUACCACUGUCGUCACAAUUCCCGCUCUUCGAUCCGGCUGGAGAGCAGGCCAACACGUCAGAAUCCGAAUCCCUGCUUUAGGUCCCUCCAAAGGCUUCGAAUCUCAUCCGUUCACCAUUGCCUCUGCACCAGAUGGUGAAGGAUUGGUCCUCAUGUGUAAGAGAGCUGGAGAUUGGACUGACAAACUAUAUGAACUGGCUCAAAGAUCGUCUGAUAUCGAGGAUAGAGCUGAAGGAGGUAAAAACAACGCUACUGUUAUCCUUGAAGGACCGUAUGGUGGACUUGGAAAUACUUUACUGCCCUCGUUCUCGUCUGUAGUCCUAGUAGCUGGAGGAUCUGGAAUCACUCAAGCAUUGGGAUUAGCGCAUGACCUAGUCUCUCGAGCACCUACAGGUGUUGUGAGGGCUCGAACGAUAGAUUUGAUCUGGAUGGUUCGGACUGAAGACACAGCUAAGCCGUUGAUGGCUACAUUGCUCGAACUUGUGGACGAAGCUAAACAAUGGGAGAUGCAGUGUUUGGACGGUAGAAGGAAAGGAGAGAAGAGACCCGUACCAACUGCUUUACGAGUUAAAAUAUUCAUCACUCGUUCUCCUGCAAGUUCACCAUUGAACCUACUUCCAGAAAUAAACGAUUGGAGGAUCGAACAAGAUAAAUCCAUUAAAUUUGGUUUUGGAUCCGGAUUCGGACAUGAAGAUGGAUUGAAGAGACAACCUUCAGCAGCUGAAAAAGAGAAAUAUGAAUACUUAUUUAGGAAUCCAUCUACAUCAUCAUCUUCGACAUCAGCUUCAACGAUAUCAUCGAUAUCUACGAUGAGACAUGAUUCACCAUUAUCAACUAUAUCAGUGAAUCCCAUCAGACCAGAUUUCAAUAUUUUCUUAUCUUCAUUAGCGGAUGAAACGAUUUCAAGAUAUGGUAAAAUGAUGAUAGAUCCUUCUGGAAUAUGUGUAACUGCAUGUGGACCAAAUGGAUUAGUUGAAAAUGUCAGAAAUUCAGUUAGGAAUCUUCAGGAUUAUAAGAAAAGAGGUUGUGGUGGGAUUGAAUUUGAAGAAGAGCAUUUUGGUUUCUGA
Molecule: messenger RNA, 2343 nt
Organism: Kwoniella shivajii
Lineage: Eukaryota; Fungi; Basidiomycota; Tremellomycetes; Tremellales; Cryptococcaceae
Exons: 5
Coding region: 1-2343 (780 amino acids)
Biological process (GO): iron ion transport; copper ion import; intracellular iron ion homeostasis
Cellular component (GO): plasma membrane
Molecular function (GO): ferric-chelate reductase activity
Source: RefSeq, a predicted model, not a curated record